AUGGUGGAAGAAGAAGUCAAGUUGGAUGCGGCUACGGGUCAUGGCACCAAGAAAGGAAGUGGUGACCCAAGAAUAGCUCGAUUCACAGCCUCAGUGCUAUUGGUAGUAAGCAUGGGCUUAUUGCAGCUGAUUGGCCAGCGAAUGGCAAUUGGAGGGCCAGUACUGAUCGCUCAGUUGCUCUUCGUCCUCUUCUGCGCCUUUACUCAUGAGUGGCACCUUCUGCACGGCGAAGGACUGACAAGGCAUCGUCGAGCAUACUUUGACAUCGUCAACGUGCUUGAAACCUACCAGACUCGUGCACGAACACAUGGACAUCUUUUCCAGCCCGAUCCUCCAACGCCUUUGGUAACCUUUUUGCCAGAUGGAACGGCUGUUGGUGGUGUUCAUGAAGCGCCUGCUGAGAAGACGGAUUUAUGA
Molecule: messenger RNA, 417 nt
Organism: Cooperia oncophora
Lineage: Eukaryota; Metazoa; Nematoda; Chromadorea; Rhabditida; Trichostrongylidae
Source: the annotation of a GenBank genome assembly